AUAGCAAAGAAUCAACCAGAAUUGAGACUGGCAAAAAAUUUGUUGGCUAGGAGUUAUUUAUCAAUUGUAAAGUUUGAAGGCCGUGCAGGGAAUAGGCUUUUUGGUGUCCAAGAGAGAUUCCAGUCCAGCUAUGUUGGCAAUCUGGCUCGCCGAGUACGUGAGGCAGAUGAAGCCAGUGAAGUUGCUCAUCUUAAAAAACUUUAUCGUCGCAAUGAUCCCGAAGCUGUGAUUAGAGCAUUUGAAAGUCAACCAUCUCUGCAGACUAAUCCAGAGGCACUUUCCGAAUACAUUAAAGCAUUAGUCAAAGUUGAUCGGCUUGAUGAAAGUGAAUUACUGAAGACCUUACGCAGAGGUAUGUCUAGUUCAUUGAGGGAAGAAGAAAGUAUAGGAGGUUUUUCUGCUCUUAGAAAUGUGGGAAAACCUACAAAAGAUGGCAUUCUUGGAACUGCAAGUGCCCCAAUUCAUAUGGUGGCAGCAGAAGGUGCAAAUUUCAAAGAGCAGCUGUGGCGCACAAUUCGGUCCCUUUUAGUGGUCUUUCUCUUGAUCUCUGGUGCAGGAGCACUCAUCGAGGAUAAAGGAAUUAGCAAAGGACUUGGCAUGAGUGAAGAAGUCCAACCCAGUGUGGAGUCAAGUACUAAGUUUACUGAUGUAAAAGGUGUUGAUGAGGCAAAGGCUGAACUGGAAGAAAUUGUGCACUACCUCCGAGAUCCUAAGCGCUUUACUCGUCUUGGCGGCAAGCUCCCAAAAGGCGUUUUGCUUGUUGGCCCACCUGGCACUGGUAAAACAAUGUUGGCACGAGCUAUUGCUGGAGAGGCUGGGGUUCCUUUCUUCUCAUGCAGUGGAAGUGAAUUUGAAGAGAUGUUUGUUGGUGUUGGUGCAAGAAGGGUGAGGGAUCUUUUUGCUGCUGCAAAAAAGCGAUCACCUUGUAUAAUCUUCAUAGAUGAGAUUGAUGCUAUAGGAGGAAGCCGAAACCCAAAGGAUCAAAUGUACAUGAAGAUGACUUUAAAUCAGUUACUUGUUGAGUUAGAUGGAUUCAAGCAAAAUGAAGGCAUAAUUGUGAUUGCAGCUACGAAUUUUCCACAGUCAUUAGAUAAGGCAUUGGUGAGGCCUGGGCGGUUUGAUCGUCAUGUUGUUGUCCCCAAUCCAGAUGUAGAAGGAAGGCGACAGAUUUUGGAAUCUCACAUGUCAAAGGUUCUGAAGGCUGAUGAUGUCGAUCUAAUGAUCAUUGCUCGUGGAACACCUGGGUUCUCCGGUGCUGACCUUGCAAACUUGGUUAAUGUUGCUGCUCUCAAGGCUGCCAUGGAUGGUGCUAAAGCUGUAACCAUGAAUGAUUUAGAGUUUGCAAAGGACAAGAUUAUGAUGGGAAGUGAACGCAAGUCAGCUGUUAUAUCCAAGGAGUCAAGAAAGAUGACUGCUUUCCAUGAGGGUGGUCACGCCUUAGUGGCAAUUCAUACAGAUGGAGCACUUCCUGUUCACAAGGCAACUAUAGUUCCUCGUGGGAUGGCUCUUGGUAUGGUUCAUCAAUUGCCUGACAAGGAUCAGACCAGUAUCUCACGAAAACAGAUGCUUGCCCGACUUGAUGUUUGCAUGGGAGGUCGGGUUGCUGAGGAGCUUAUUUUUGGAGAAAGCGAAGUUACUUCUGGUGCAUCCUCAGAUCUUUCUCAGGCAACUAAGUUGGCUAGGGCAAUGGUUACCAAAUAUGGUAUGAGUAGUGAAGUCGGACUCGUUACCCACAACUACAAUGAUGAUGGGAGAAGCAUGAGCUCGGAAACUAGGUUGCUUAUUGAGAAAGAGGUGAAGAACUUGCUGGAGACGGCUUACAACAAUGCAAAAACUAUUCUAACCACCCACAAUAAGGAGCUUCAUGCGCUUGCAAAUGCUCUUCUGGAGCAUGAGACACUCACGGGGAAUCAGAUAAAGGCUUUGCUUGAAAAUGUUAACUCCCAUCAGCAACAGCAAGCACAAACAGUUGAAAACCAAGGCAGUUCACGGUCUAAUCCAGCUGCUGCGGCUGCUGCAGCCGCUGCAGCCGCUGCGGCAGCGACUGCGGCCAAGGCUCAAGGUGUUGCCCCAGUGGGAUCUUAGCAGGAAGAGGCCGGAGUAAGACAUGCACCAAAAUAAUUAUUACCAGAUUUACAUGUGCAUAUUGUAGUUUAUUCUGUUACCCAGGGUUGAUUGAUUUUCGUCCGCUUCAGCCUCUGGAUUGAACUCGUAAUCUGGGUCAAGUUGAUUCCAUAUUGUAGUGAGUCAAAGCUAGCGUAGAAUGCUGUCAUUGAUAUAGUGCCCGUUUGUUUUCCAUUUCUUACCAACCUAAUCACCUUUUUCAGUGGGAAAAAUAAAAAACACGUUUUGUA
Arachis duranensis is the source of this 2354-nucleotide messenger RNA. Its product is annotated as ATP-dependent zinc metalloprotease FTSH 4, mitochondrial. The record is from RefSeq and is a predicted model, not a curated record. Gene Ontology annotation, cellular component: membrane; chloroplast thylakoid. Lineage: Eukaryota; Viridiplantae; Streptophyta; Magnoliopsida; Fabales; Fabaceae. Gene Ontology annotation, molecular function: metalloendopeptidase activity; ATP hydrolysis activity; ATP-dependent peptidase activity. Gene Ontology annotation, biological process: proteolysis.